CUUUACACCAUUCCCUUCACACAAUUCGAACUCAAAAUCCCUCCGAUUUCCUACAAACUUUGCUAAUCUCCUCUUACAUUCCUCAAAUCUUGUUGAAAUGGCACCAAAGGCUGAGAAAAAACCCGCAGAGAAAAAACCAGCUGCCGAAAAAGCCCCCACCGCCGAGAAAUCAUCAAAGGCCGGCAAAAAGCUCCCGAAGGACGGCGCCGCUGCUGCCGGAGACAAGAAGAAGAAGAGGGCAAAGAAGUCAAUUGAGACUUACAAGAUCUACAUUUUCAAGGUGCUGAAACAGGUUCACCCUGAUAUUGGAAUUUCAAGCAAAGCUAUGGGUAUCAUGAACAGUUUCAUCAACGAUAUCUUCGAGAAACUUGCUCAGGAAUCUUCUAGAUUGGCCCGUUACAACAAGAAGCCUACGAUUACUUCUCGGGAGAUUCAGACUGCUGUGAGACUUGUACUUCCUGGUGAAUUGGCGAAGCAUGCUGUUUCUGAGGGUACUAAGGCUGUUACCAAAUUCACCAGCUCUUGAAAGUUGAUAGGUUUUUGUUGUUUUUUCCUUUUGGUUUCUGUUGCGUUUAUGAGUUCAAUUAGAGUUUGGUGAUGUAAAGAAGAACUUUUGGUGUAAUGUUUUACAGUUCUGCAUCUGUAGCAAAAUUGGAAGUUAUGUUAAUUUUUAAAUUGAAAUUGUCUUGAUAAAAUUAAUUGGUAUGGUUAGAUUUGUCAGUGGCUAUCAAAUGAUGAUAGUUAUGUUUUCUCA
Nicotiana tabacum (common tobacco) is the source of this 754-nucleotide messenger RNA. RefSeq names its product histone H2B. Gene Ontology annotation, molecular function: structural constituent of chromatin; DNA binding; protein heterodimerization activity. NCBI's taxonomy places the organism in Eukaryota, Viridiplantae, Streptophyta, Magnoliopsida, Solanales, Solanaceae. Gene Ontology annotation, cellular component: nucleosome. The record is from RefSeq and is a predicted model, not a curated record.